Molecule: messenger RNA, 1920 nt
Organism: Sphenostylis stenocarpa
Lineage: Eukaryota; Viridiplantae; Streptophyta; Magnoliopsida; Fabales; Fabaceae
Source: the annotation of a GenBank genome assembly
AUGCCUUUGAGGUAUACCUAUGGCAAGAUCGUUGAUGAUGUUCGGGAACAGGGGUUAUGUUACAAAGGCACAGAAGAACAAAGCCCUUGCUCGUGCUGCGCCACCACUGUAAGACGACGUCAUUGUUUUGUUUUGCUGCCGCGCCACCAUCUUUUCCAACAAUCAUCGCUCACUUUUCCUAACUUGGAACCCUUCGAUUUGGAGUACCAAAGUUCUCAUUUUUCAGGUAAGGUACUUGGUCUGUUUAUCGUCUCCUUUUUAAGCAAUACUCUGACUGUCAGCAGUGUUGCUGAUAUAUUGGUAAUUGAUUUUGAUGAUUGGCUGUAUACAUGUUCGGUUUCCUUGACGUGUCCUGGAAAAUUCCUUAUCUUCAUGUUCUUAGAUAAUGGUACUGGUGAUCAGCAUGCUAAGAAAUCUGAGUCUCCUGAGGAGUAUGGGAAGUUUGGUGAAAAUCGUGCUAGAUAUGGCCAAUUUGAUUCCAUCCUUGAAAAGAUUAAACAACGGGGAAUGGCUCGACAGAGACCUGGUUCAGGAAAUGGUGCUAGUUCUGAGAUGAUGCAUCUUUUUGAAGAGAGUCAUGACACAUUAUUAGAUGGAAUGGAUGUAAAAUUGAAGAAUGCUGCCACAUACUUUGAAGUUGAUGAGGAAGAAAUAAACAAAGAGGAUUAUGUUUUUCGAUAUGAUGCCAAUUUUCCAAUUGAUUCAAAAUAUGAUGUAAAGCAUGCUAACAAGUCUGAGUCUCCUGAGGAGUUUGGGAAGUUUGGUGAAAAUCGUGCUAGAUAUGGCCAAUUUGAUCCCAUCCUUGAAAAGAUGAACCAACGGCGAAUGGCUCGACAGAGACCUGGUUCAGGAAAUGGUGCUAGUUCUGAGAUGAUGCAUCUUUUUGAAGAGAGUCAUGACACAUUAUUAGAUGGAAUGGAUGUAAAAUUGAAGAAUGCUGCCACAUACUUUGAAGUUGAUGAGGAAGAAAUAAACAAAGAGGAUUAUGUUUUUCGAUAUGAUGCCAAUUUUCCAAUUGAUUCAAAAUAUGAUGUAAAGCAUGCUAACAAGUCCGAGUCUCCCGAGGAGUUUGGGAAGUUUGGUGAAAAUCGUGCUAGAUAUGGCCAAUUUGAUCCCAUCCUUGAAAAGAUGAAACAACGGCGAAUGGCUCGACAGAGACCUGAUGGAAUGGAUGUAAAAUUGAAGAAUGCUGCCACAUACUUUGAAGUUGAUGAGGAAGAAAUAAACAAAGAGGAUUAUGUUUUUCGAUAUGAUGCCAAUUUUCCAAUUGAUUCAAAAUAUGAUGUAAAGCAUGCUAACAAGUCCGAGUCUCCCGAGGAGUUUGGGAAGUUUGGUGAAAAUCGUGCUAGAUAUGGCCAAUUUGAUCCCAUCCUUGAAAAGAUGAACCAACGGCGAAUGGCUCGACAGAGACCCGGUUCGAGAAAUGGUGCUAGUUCCGAGAUGAUGCAUCUUUUUGAAGAGAGUCAUGACACAUUAUUAGAUGGAAUGGAUGAAGAAAUAAACAAAGAGGAUUAUGCUUUUCGAUAUGAUGCCAAUUUUCCAAUUGAUUCAAAAUAUGAUGUAAAGCAUGCUAACAAGUCCGAGUCUCCUGAGGAGUUUGGGAAGUUUGGUGAAAAUCGUGCUAGAUAUGGCCAAUUUGAUCCCAUCCUUGAAAAGAUGAACCAACGGCGAAUGGCUCGACAGAGACCUGGUUCAGGAAAUGGUGCUAGUUCCGAGAUGAUGCAUCUUUUUGAAGAGAGUCAUGACACAUUAUUAGAUGGAAUGGAUCAUGCUAACAAGUCCGAGUCUCCUGAGGAGUUUGGGAAGUUUGGUGAAAAUCGUGCUAGAUAUGGCCAAUUUGAUCCCAUCCUUGAAAAGAUGAAACAACGGCGAAUGGCUCGACGAGACCUGGUUCAGGAAAUGGUGCUAGUUCCGAGAUGA